Molecule: messenger RNA, 1313 nt
Organism: Haliotis rubra (blacklip abalone)
Lineage: Eukaryota; Metazoa; Mollusca; Gastropoda; Lepetellida; Haliotidae
Exons: 7
Coding region: 27-677 (216 amino acids)
Source: RefSeq, a predicted model, not a curated record
AAUUAGUUUUGUGUUGUCCUCAUGCAAUGCCCAAAUCUUCCUGGUUCGGUAGCAACGUUCCUGGUCUGACGGACUCCACCGAAACAAUCAGAGAAGAACGUGUACAUUUUCAGAAGAGGAUAAAACCGAGGGUGCUGUUGCAAACAGAUGCGAGCGUCAACAGAGAGGUUACCAUGACGACACUGGCACUCGAGGCACAUACCCAGCAGGUCACUGGCAUAGUUGUAAUCACGGGGAGUGCCGAGGAGUCUGCACCGCCGGCUCGCCAUUCUCACCACAGUGCGAAGGCGUGGGUCGGCGUCAUUUCUAUUAUCUUUGGUACCCUUUCUGUGGCCAUGACAGUCUUUGGCAUCCUUGACUACAACCUGUGCCCAGGCCACACCCGACUGGCCAUCUACAUGAUAGUCCAGGGAGCCACCUCUGUCGUCAUCCCCAUCCUGGCCUUGUGUUGGUGCUGCUGCACGAGGAUAAGUGGUACAUUCAUAACCGCUACCUGUGCCAUCAUUGGAUUGUUUAAUAUCGGAUGGGGAAUCACAGGAACCAUCUGGCUGACCAAAUCCUCAUGCCUGGAUACACUUCUACACGUCCACGCUGUUGGCUUCUCUAUACCCCUGUGGAUCUUCUUUUGCCUCGUGUGCGGAUGUUCCCGUCGCGAGGACGACGAUGACGACGAUUAAAUAUAUGGUGGGUUGGGCAGUUGUUCCACCUUGGAUGAACUAGGUCACUCGAACUGCGCUUUACUCGUCGGGCUGAGAUGGGAUUUGUGCAGCAGCUGCAGAAAUAACGAUCUUGUCAGAUCAUAUCACAGCAGAAUUGAAUAGCUUAUCUAAGGACAUUUUAGUUACAAAUAUAAAGUUGUUACUUACGUUUUUUAAACGAUCAGGUUGUCCAAAGACGCGGUGCAUGGGUCUAAUUGUACAUAUUCGUAAGAAAAGCAUACUGCUUCAGCCAACAAUUACAGGUAUUUUAUCAAAUGUGUCAUACACAUUUUUAAUAAUUGACAAAGAAUGGUGUAUAAAUUGUUUAACUUCAAGCAUGCAUUCGUGAAAGUUACACUACUAUUGAUAUUGCUUUUAAAUUACUUACACCAUUUAUCUACAGCAUUAUCUUUCCAGAAGAUAAAUCAUAUGCAUCUUUUAUAGUCUCUUCUAAAAUGUUACUUCAUGCCAAGCGCAAAAGCGUGAUAGAUUCUAGAGUAAAGCUUGUGGUGUGUUGGAUAUUCAACUUUAUCUUGAAAUGGUACAGUUAUGACCUGUUUCAUUGCCUCUGAUGUAUAUUUCUGAUAAAGAUUUUGGAUUAAAGAAUAGACUUUU